Messenger RNA from Closterium sp. NIES-65, 684 nucleotides. The record is from the annotation of a GenBank genome assembly. Lineage: Eukaryota; Viridiplantae; Streptophyta; Zygnematophyceae; Desmidiales; Closteriaceae.
AUGGAUGGGGGAAUGAUGGGAACCGAUAGGGGCAGCACAUCCCCACCCAGCCUGGGCGAGGUGGAUGUAGAUGAAGUGAACACCUCACUCCCACCACCAUCUCACUCCCACCACCAUCUCACUCCCACCACCAUCUCACUCCCACCACCAUCUCACUCCCACCACCAUCUCACUCCCACCACCAUCUCACUCCCACCACCCUCUCACUCCCACCACCAUCUCACUCCCACCACCCUCUCACUCCCACCAUCUCACUCCCACCACCUCCUCACUCCCACCACCUCAUCACUCCCACCACCAUCUCACUCCCACCACCAUCUCACUCCCACCACCUCCUCACUCCCACCACCAUCUCACUCCCACCACCAUCUCACUCCCACCACCAUCUCACUCCCACCACCUCCUCACUCCCACCACCCUCUCACUCACACCACCUCCGCACUCCCACCACCUCCUCACUCCCACCACCUCCUCACUCCCACCACCUCCUCACUCCCACCACCUCCUCACUCCCACCUCCUCCUCACUCCCCACCUCCUCACUCCCACCACCUCCUCACUCCCACCACCUCGUCACUCCCACCACCUCCCUCUGGUGGGGGUGGAGGAGGGGUGGAGGGGGGGGGGGGGGGGGGGGGGGGGGGGGGGGGGGGUCCUGGAAAUAGAGGGUCGCUUUGGACCAUAA